Messenger RNA from Penicillium angulare, 2070 nucleotides. RefSeq names its product amidase. The transcript has 2 exons. NCBI's taxonomy places the organism in Eukaryota, Fungi, Ascomycota, Eurotiomycetes, Eurotiales, Aspergillaceae. The record is from RefSeq and is a predicted model, not a curated record. Bases 1 to 2070 code for a protein of 689 amino acids.
AUGCAGCCUCCUAAACCCCAUGAGAAGCAUCAAGAUUGGUGCAUUUUAGAUGCAUGCAUUGAAGAGCUGCUUGAUGCGAUGUCCGAAGGAUCCUUGACAUGUGUUGAGUUGGUGGCCCGAUAUCUUUGUCGAAUAAGCAUAUACGAUGCUUCUGGCCCGAAGCUGAGUGCUAUCCCGAUUCUUAAUCCACACGCAAUGGAAGAGGCUUGCGCUUCAGACUCCAGACGUACCUCUGGUAUACCACCAAGGCCACUCGAAGGUAUUCCCAUUCUGGUCAAGGACAACAUCAAAGUCCGAGGAAUGACUGUCGCAGCUGGCUCCCCUGCAUUUGAGCAUCUUGUUGCUACGGAGGAUGCCACAUGCGUGAAAAUUCUCAAGGCGUCGGGGGCAGUUAUCCUUGGAAGAACAAAUAUGCCAGCUAUGGCAAAUGGUGGUAUGCAACGAGGUGUGUAUGGUAGGGCGGAAAGUCCAUACAACUCUGAUUUCUUGACGGCUGCCUACGGGUCUGGCUCCUCAAAUGGGUCUGCCACUGCAAUAACUGCCAAUUUUGCGGCAUUCAGCCUGGGAACCGAGACAGUGUCAUCCGGGCGAUCUCCAGCCUCCAACAAUGCACUUGUUACAUAUACGCCGUCGAGGGGACUUCUACCUUUGUCAGGUGUGUGGCCACUUUACCCGACGUGCGAUGUUCUUGUGCCCUACGCAAGGAGUAUGAAGGACCUUCUCCUCAUUCUGGACGUCUUUGCUCAAAGCAACUAUGAUGAUGUCAAGGGAGAUUUUUGGAGACAGCAGCCCUUUAUUCAGUUGCCCAUUCUAAAUCAGCUUUGCCACCGACCGUUCAAAGAGCUCCAACACAAACAAGAAUUGCAAGGGAAGCGCUUCGGUGUUCCAUCAAUGUAUAUUGGAGGCAAUACCCCUGUGCCAAUAUCAAUCAGACCGUCCGUUCUCAGACUGUGGGAAAGAGCCAAACAUGUAUUAGAAUCCCACGGGGCUGUUGUCAUUGAGGUUGAUUUCCCACUUGUCACAGAAUACGAAGAUUGCGAUGCUUCUUUAGACAAAUGGGCGAAAAUCAAAGACAUGCCGGAAAACUGGCUCCAUACUGAGAGACAUGAGUUAAUUGCCCAUGUCUGGGAUGACUUUCUUCAAAUAAAUGGUCAAAACAACUGCAAUUCUCUCAGUUAUGUGGAGCCAGGAUCGAUUUUUCCACUUGCUCCUGGCUCACUCCCCGGUGAAUCGGAAGCCGAUAAUCAACUAGACUGGAACGGCCUAGUCGAUUAUCCGAAGAGGAAACCCUCGUCCAUGUUUGAUCUUCCGGGAAUGGAAGCUGGACUAAAGUCUUUAGAAAGUGCUAGAAAGUCCACGAUGGAAGAUUGGAUGGAAAGGUUGGGUCUGGAUGCGGUGGUGUUCCCUGCCAAUGGAGAUGUCGGGCCUUCAGAUGCAGAUAUUGACAGUGAAGCAUCGAAAAAGGCUUGGCGUAAUGGUGUUUUGUACUCCAACGGCAACCUUGCAAUCCGUCAUCUUGGGGUGCCUACCGUAUCGUUGCCCAUGGGGAUCAUGGAGGAUAUCGAGAUGCCCGUCAAUAUUACAUUCGCCGGGAAGGCAUACGGUGAUGCAGCUCUUCUCGAGAUUGCGUGUUCUUUUGAGGCUGCUACUAACUACCGCCGAAUGCCACCACUAGUGCCAGCCCUUGAGUCCGACAUGGUCAGCAUCGCGGUUACAGCCUCUGAGGCUAGAAGUGCAGGAAAUUUGGAGAACCAUGCAUUGCCUCAGAUAAAUAUCACCUCUAAGGCUAAAAAGGUUGAUGAUUCGAUCGUUCGUAUUACGAUCCAGGGAACUUUGACAAAUUCUUCUCACGGUUUGAGUCCCACGGAUUUUACCUGCUAUAUCGAUGGAAAGCCUCAUCAGGUCAAAAUUUCCGGUAAUGUCUGGGAAGUUCAUCUCGCUCGUCCCUUACUAUCGGAUCGAGACUUACCUUGGCCCCAGUGGACAAGCCCGGCGUUGGUUCAGACUGUUAUUGUUGUUGUAUAUCGCUCACCGGCUGGCCUCUCUGCUGGCGAAUUGGUCAUAUUUUAG